AGUCUCGUUUUGAACACAUAACGGUGCAGACGCGUUUCGGUUAGUUCGGUUGAAAGGCGUAUACAAUUGUAGUGAGAAUGGAAUAGUGAUUUAAUCAUUGCAAUAAAAAAAAAUAAUAAAAAUAAAAAAAAAAACAAAAACAAUUUACAAACAAAGUGUGUGUUUUGUAAAAAGUACCAAAAAAAAAAGUUGUGUUUUUUUUUUUAAAAACGUCAUUAAUUGUGUAUACGAAAAAUCGAAUGCAGUGAAAUAUAAAAAAUUUAUUAUACAAUAAUUAUUUAUUGCUGUUAGUUGUUUAACAAAUUUCUUAAUAAUCAUUUAAACGCGCAAACGCGUUCAAUAAACAUACAUACAUACAUAUUUAAUACAUUUAUAAACAUACAUACAUACAUACAUACAUACAUAUAGUUUAUGUACAAUACGUAGAUCAGAAGUACACACAAAUGCAGAUAAAAAACGAAAUGUUAUCAUCAGUGAAUUUUGUGCGCGGUCUUCUUCUGACUAUCGUUUUAGUACUUUCCGUACAAACAACAACUUCGAAUAUGUCGAAUCACAAACAACAAAACCUUCAACGCGAAUUCGCCCAAAAGUCGGCCCAAUUCGCAGUCAACCUCUUUAAUUUCAUGCACACCAGAGAGCCACAUAGAAAUAUUAUAUAUUCGCCCUUCUCGAUCCAAACAUGUGUUGGUAUGGCACGUAUUGGCGCUACCGGAGAGACCGGAGCGGAAAUCGAUCGCGGACUGGGUCUGCCCUCGAACGAUGUGGCAAUCAUAGCCGACACCUUCCACAAUGUACUGGACACAUAUAAGGAUAGUCCGAUAUUGAAGAUCGCCAACAAGAUAUAUAUCAUGGAGGGCUAUAAAAUACUAGAGCAAUUCAAUGAAAUUGCCACUACCAAGUUCUUCUCCGCUGCCGACAGCAUUAAUUUCGGCAACAGUGCCUCAGCGGCGGGCACCAUUAACAAGUGGGUGGAGUCUAAAACGAAUAAUCUCAUUAAGGAUCUCAUAUCGCCCGAUGCUCUAAACGGUGAUACACGUGUGGUGCUGAUAAAUGCCAUACACUUUAAAGGCGAGUGGAAAUAUCAAUUCCCGAAAUCGGCAACACGCGAGGAUAACUUCUAUUUGAACGAAGUCGACUCGGUUAGAGUGCCGAUGAUGAACUUGAAGGAAUCGUUCGCUUACGGCGUUAUACCCGAGCUUGAUGCCGCUGUGCUGGAAAUGCCCUACAAGGAUACCGAUCUAUCAAUGGUGGUGAUUUUGCCUAAUUCACGCACCGGAUUGCCGAGCUUACAAGAGAAGCUGAAGAACUUCGAUCUAAGCGCGAUCACACAACGUCUAUACCGCACAAAAGUCAUUGUAAAAUUUCCGAAAUUCAAAGCCGAAUUCGACAUUGAACUCAGCGAUGCUUUAACGAAACUUGGUAUGGGCCGCAUGUUCAGCGGUGCUGCUGAAUUCGACAAAAUGCUCGACUCAAGUGAGCGCUUAAGAGUCUCGAAAGUCGUUCACAAAGCCUUCAUCGAGGUGAACGAAGAGGGCACUGAGGCCGCAGCGGCCACCGGCGUCUUAAUUCGUAAGAAACGUGCCAUGUCCGAUUUCGAAAUUCCGGAAUUUCAUGCCGAUCAUCCAUUCAUAUAUAUUAUCAGACAUAGUAGUCCUGGAGAUGAGACUACGCCAAUAAGCCUGUUCUUGGGUACAUUGAACUCCUUGGAUGCCACGGUUGCAUCCGAUGAACACGAUGAAUUGUGAAGAGAAUUAGGCUCGAUCCAAUAAUUUCUUGUUGCUUUUAUUAUGCGUUAAGCGAAUAAUGUAUUUUAGUUGCUUAAGAUUUCUAACAGUGGAACAAACAUGAAGAACAAAUAAAAUGAAAUCUCCCAAGAGAAA
This is a messenger RNA of Ceratitis capitata (Mediterranean fruit fly), 1880 nucleotides long. RefSeq names its product serine protease inhibitor 42Dd. The coding region runs from base 444 to 1745 and encodes 433 amino acids. The record is from RefSeq and is a predicted model, not a curated record. Gene Ontology annotation, molecular function: serine-type endopeptidase inhibitor activity. Lineage: Eukaryota; Metazoa; Arthropoda; Insecta; Diptera; Tephritidae. The transcript is spliced from 4 exons.